UUGACCUCGCCGACGACGAUGGCUGCCAACACGACUGUGACCCACACGUGGACCUUGGACUCGACCGCGCUCUCGGGCCUCAAGCUCAAGCUGCCCGGCAACGGCUUCGUGUCCGUCUCGUCGGACGCCAAGUCGCUCCGCAUCACGACGACGACGAGCUCGCAGGCGGCGCUGGACGCGAUGCUCCUCGCCACGGACGUGAGCACGCCGACGCUGACCGUGUCGACGCCGGGCUUUACGGCGUCGCCGGAGCUCGAGUUCAUCACGCAGGUGCAAGCGCCGCCGGGCCUCUUCAACACUAUCGAGUGCGCCGGUGCCGGCGACUGCAUCGUCGAGCCCGGUGUCCUCUUCACGACCGAAGACGUCACGCUCGCGGCGUCGGGCGCUGGUAGCUUGCUCGUCUCGACGGACGAACUUCUCUUGCGCUACGCCAACAUUGAGGCCUCGGGGUCGGGCGACAUUCAGUGGACCACCGGUCGCUUCGUCGCGCAGGCGGUCAACGUCAACCACCGCGGCAGUGGCGCGAUUGCGUUCGAGACGACGUCCGAGCUGCUUCCCGGUGUCCUCACGACCAAGAUCGCUGGCUCGGGCAGCGCCUUCUACAAGGGCAACCGCUUCGACGCGCCGACGGUCGCAUCGACGAUCUCGGGGGCGGGUAGCAUCAACUUCCUUCCCACGGGCGUCUGUGGCAACCACACGAUCACGAGCACGGGCUCGGGCAACGUUUACGCCGGCGCCAUCGUCUGCGACAACACGGACGUCACGCUCGGCGGCAUCGGCGGUGCGCUUGUCGACGUCUUGAGCACGCUCACGACGACGGUCACGGGCUCCGGCACCGUCGCCUACGUCCACGACGUGCCGGCGACGCUCAACGCGACCAGCGACAAGGCGACGGCGACCAAGGCCGAAACCAACUAUGUCAACUCGUUCAAUCUGCAUGCGACGCCGGAAGAGGUGAUUGCGGCCGUCGGCACGCCGCGCCCGAUCGCGACGCCGGCGCCGAUCGUGACCAACACCAACGGUGGCCACGCGCUCACGGGCGAUACCGACGCCGAUGGCGGGUUCAGCUUCCUCUGGUUCUUCCUCAUCCUUGCCGUCGUCCUCGUCGCGACGCUUGGCUUCUUGAAGCGCUACAUGGACAAGAAGAAGCAGGCUCAGUAUGCCCCCGUCAAGUAAAGCGUUUGCUGUGACCCUGUAAUAAUCCCUACUCGUUACUCGUG
This is a messenger RNA of Saprolegnia parasitica CBS 223.65, 1220 nucleotides long. RefSeq lists its product as hypothetical. NCBI's taxonomy places the organism in Eukaryota, Oomycota, Saprolegniomycetes, Saprolegniales, Saprolegniaceae. The record is from RefSeq and is a predicted model, not a curated record. The coding region runs from base 19 to 1176 and encodes 385 amino acids. The transcript has a single exon.